UAAAUACACAAAAAUAUUAGUCCAUAAGUACAUGUACACGUGUAUAGGUAUUGUCAAACAGCCAGAUAUUUACCAGACAUGAAGUAAGCCAGGUUAUUUGAUUUAUAUUGACCACAUGUCUGUGGACUAUUUUAAGUGCCAGGGGGUUAAAUACCUGGCGUUAGCAUGUAUUAUCUAAUAAUAUUACGUAAAUGUGUAUAUCACCAUGCCACGUGGACUACUGGACACGUGUAUCUUUGGUAUUUAAGUACCACAUAUUAAGUAGUUCGGGGCAGUAGUCGGGAGGCGGUCAACGGGCCACUCCAAGACAAUGUCCUGGACUGAAAGCCCAGGAUAAUUCAUUACACUACUGUUGGAAUUAUGUUUGUAUGUUUACUAUGUGUGUAAACCAGGAUUAAAAAAAAUUGUCAACCAAGGAGUGUACAAUAAUGACUUCACCAACAUCUACGACAUCUCCAGGAAGAAAAUGUUUAUCUCAACAUUCAUUGAUUCACUCUUGUGUUUGAGGAGAUGUGAGUUUAACGGCCAUUGAGCAAACGAUAUUACGGAUUACAGACGUUAUGAAAGUAGUACGGGGUCUCUUAAGGAAUGGAUUGAUUCAUGUUAUUACAACACAGAAGUAGAGAGGCCGCUUACUAGCAUGCCUCUUUUAGUAAAAUUUUCUUCCAGUCUUUCAACCUCGAGCAAUGAGAAUAGCACAUAACGGAGAUAGUUAAUGAUUUUCUGAACAAUAAAAUAGGCUUUCCGAAAUCAUGGACCUGGACAAGUACGAUAUUUGUGGCAAAGGAUUUGAUCUGAAAUCAUAUACCAACAGUCAUGCGGUUGCACCUACCGACGAAAAACUUUACAAAUGCGAUUUAUGUGAUAAGAAAUUUAAACUCUCUGCAAAUCUUAGGAAACAUAAAAUCAGACAUACUGGAGAAAAGACACACAUAUGUGAUAUCUGUGGUAAAGGAUUUGGUCUUAAAUCAGAUCUCAGCCAUCAUCGGGCAGAACAUAUUGGUGAGAAACCUUACAAAUGUGGUGUUUGUGGUAAGGGAUUCGGUGGGAAAGCAGCUCUUAGCGUUCAUCGGAAGGCCCAUACAAGAGAGAUACAUUACAAAUGUGAUAUUUGUGAUAAAGAAUACAGACGAUCUUAUGAUCUAAAAAAACAUAAAACAACACAUACUAGAGAAAAAACAUUCACAUGCGAUAUUUGUGGUGAAGGCUUUCGUAGGAAAUAUAAGCUCCGUCGACAUCGGACAACACAUACCAGAGAGAAAUCUUACAAAUGUGAUGUUUGUGGAAAGAUAUUUAGUUACGCAUCUUUACUAAAGCAACAUAACAUGAUACAUACUGGAGAGAAGCCUUACACGUGUGAUGUAUGUGGUAAGGGAUUUUGUCGGCCAUAUCCCCUUAAGCUACAUCUGAUAACACAUACUGGAGAGAACUUUUUACAAUGGAAUACUGAUAACAAAGGAUUAGGUCAGAAAAUAGGUCCAAAGAGACAUAAGAUAAGCCAGGACAUAGAAAAACGUCACAAAUGUGAUGUUUGUGGUAAGGCAUUUUGUAAAUUAUAUUUACUUAAGCUACAUCAAGAAACGCAUACCGAAGAGAAAUCUCACAAAUGUGAUAUUUGUGGUAAGGGAUUUAGACGACCAUAUGAUCUGAAAACACAUAAAAUAACACAUACUGGAGAGAAACCUUACAAAUGUGAUAUUUGCGGAAGUGGAUUCGGUCACAAAUCAACUCUUAAACGUCAUCUGAUAGCACAUGUGAUAAAGAAUUCUUACAAAUGUGAUGUUUGUGGUGAACAAUUAAGUCGAUCAUCAUCUUUUAAAAGACAUAAAUUAACACAUACCGGGGGCAUGUGUAACAAGGCAACUUAUGACACGGCAGUUACAACAGAUCAGAUCUACUGUAGUGAUGAUAAGGUUAAAUCAGUGUCCCUACAGCAAAUUCCUCAAAUGUCACAAAACACCACAAAUUACACUAAACAAGCCGAUAACUCUUUUCAAAACUUUGAAAUGAGUGAUGAAACUUGUGUUGAUGAGCCUGUCAGUGUUUGUAAGGCUACCUGUAUUAGCGGGAAAACCGGCGUUAGGGUAACUGAGACUCUCAGUGCAAGCGAGAAUGUCAGUGAAAGCGAGAAAGUCGGUGUAAGCGAGACAACUAAUGUAAACGCUACGUCCAUUGGCGGUAUUGACAAAAGUGAUGGCGGUAACGCCAGUGUUUCUGAGGCUUAUGAUGCUGGUAUUGAUAGACAUGUAAGUAAAUACACGUACUAUAGUAAUGUAAUGUAUCCCGGAAUGAAGGUCCUGAAGACGGAGGAAGGUGUUCCGGUGAUUACGUAUAGCGUUGAGAAUAUGGUACAGCAUUACUAUGGAAUACAGACUAGAAGGUGAAUAAGGAUGAAUACAAUUGAUAAUUUUCAUGGUGUAAUGUGGCUGAAAACAAAUAACGAUAAAUGCUGGUAACUGGGUAGUGUGUAGAACACCAUUAUUCGGACAUGCAGUACUCCAGUACCAGUAGUCGACAAACUUAUGGUAUGGUCUUGAUAGAGUCCUAAUAUAUCCUACAGGUGCAUAUCCGAUACUUUUUAACUGUGUCACAAAUGGCUGCAUCUGACCAUGGAGUACUGCUGUCGAUCGAAGCGUGUGCACAUGUGUCGGAAAAGCAGGUUUGUUUUUCCUGUGAAUGAUGUGAUGGUUCUAUACCGACACUACAAAGUUUUUAUUAAAGUAAGAAACAAUAUUAUAAAUGUUGAUAAUUGACAUGCUUUUCAUCAAGUCUUUAUUGUUUGCUGACAUAAUAACAUUUUGUAUAAAAUCAAAUCCCCCCAAAAACUUUAAAAUGAAGCAAAUGGUGGUCUGGUGUUGCUGGAAAAGUGUCUUCUUGCUCCUGUAAUGCUUGCUGUAAUUGUGGCGAUGGUCCUUCAAUAGGUGAUUUCUUUAAGGAAGGUGCUCAUUAUAAGUUCUUCUGAUGGCGUUGAUUCUUGUAAUGGCGUCGAUCGUGUAGUGUUUGUGCAGAUUUUUGUAAUGGCCUUGAUCCUUGUAAUGGCCUUGAUCUUUUUAAUGGCGUUGAUCGUAUAGUGGUGGUCUUCUUGGAACGUCAGCAAUGUCGCGGCGCCAAAUGUGAACUACACGUUGUAUAGUCACUUGUAGAAUGUUGUGUAUGGUGUAUGUAGAUGACUAUAAGAAUGAUGAUCGACGCCGUAGACUCUUCUUCGUAUUUAUUAUGUACAAGUCCUAUACAUAUAUGGUAUUUACAAAGUACAUGUUCAGUGAGGUCGAGAGUGUCCCCGCCCGGCCUACUGGCCGGACUGUCCCGAGGACUAGUCACCUAUCUCUCUCUCCUUCCUAACUUACUCUUCGUGUCCCAAUGCUUACUUUUAUGCUAGGGACGAUGUGAAUUACAUAAUCCAAAUCACUAAAUACUAGGUAAAUAUAUAACUCGUGUCCAAAUAGACAGAGUUCUCAUGUAAAUGGCAUUGUAUACCCGGGGCAGUGUCCGUGUCAACAGGUAGUAGCCACGUUUACAAAUAUACUGCCCUUUGGACAUACCGUGCCAUCUGAAUAUAAAUUUCCGAAUUCGUAAUAAUUUUUUUAUAAAUUUCAAAAUAAAUCAUUAUACUUCAUACUGAUUACUAAUACAAUAGAUAACUGUGUAUCGAAAUACAUUUUUUUUUCAACGAUUGCUUAUUAACCGUGCAAAAAUGGUCACAAUAAUUUCUAGUAAUGUAGACCGACCCUUCGGGUUCCCUCUGAUAGAUUUCCUUUUUUUAAAUGUUCAAUGUACUUAUCACAAAAAGCACAUAAAAACAUAUAACACCACGUUCGUUUUACUACCAGGGCCACAUAAUGAUAUGUAUUAAUUGAUAGCUGAACCAUAUUUUUUUAAGGAUUUUGGUAGAUUUUUUUCUUUCCCCAAUAAUAUCCACCUAAAGCAUAACAAGAAGUUUAUAUCCUAUUCAUAUCAUUCGUAUGAGCAAUAUCAUUCAUAAUUGUCAAAAAAGAGAAGAUUCUUUGGAUGGUUAACAAAAUAUUGCUAAUUCAUACGAAAAGCCUAUUAUUUUAGUGAGAAAUUGUCUAAGAAAAAAAACACGUUUGUUUGUUUUUGUUUGUUUGUUUAAUUUGUUU
Molecule: messenger RNA, 4118 nt
Organism: Pecten maximus
Lineage: Eukaryota; Metazoa; Mollusca; Bivalvia; Pectinida; Pectinidae
Product: zinc finger protein 43-like
Exons: 2
Coding region: 753-2384 (543 amino acids)
Source: RefSeq, a predicted model, not a curated record